This is a messenger RNA of Harmonia axyridis, 3905 nucleotides long. RefSeq lists its product as uncharacterized. The transcript is spliced from 4 exons. The coding region runs from base 302 to 3532 and encodes 1076 amino acids. Lineage: Eukaryota; Metazoa; Arthropoda; Insecta; Coleoptera; Coccinellidae. The record is from RefSeq and is a predicted model, not a curated record.
UCGGGCUAGGUGGGGCCCUCGUUUUUUCCAUAAAAUAAUAGCCAAGAGAGAAAGGUCUCAAGGUUCCCUCUGGGCGCCCCACCUCCCCAAGGAGCAAUUGCAAUUAGGAAAAUCGAGCAAUAAUGUUCGCGAUUACGACGCGUUGAGAUCGUGGCGAGACCGGUUUCGGAAGUGACAGUGCCGUAAGGACCUAACCUAACAUCUGCCAGUAGGUUGUGUCGUAUCCGAAGGGACUUUGUUGUCAUCAUGUGAUAAGACGAGUGGAUUAUUUUCGAGGAUAUGAGAAAAUAUAGCUCGAGAAAUGUAUCCGAAGAAGAUAUUGAUAUUAUCGCUCGCCAUCGCCCUAGUCACAUGCGCGGAAUCCAAAGAACGCAACUUUCGCAGACUGGUUGGCGGUCACUUAAAAGUAGCGGACCAAACAUCGAACGAUGCGGAACUCCUCGACGCGAGAUCCAGCGGUUCCAACGACAAGAAGAAGGCAGAUUCGGACGGAGGCGCUGAAGAGGAGAAGAAGACGUUGGCUCAACAGGUGGCCGACGGAAAAUACGGCCUGAUCCAGAAGGAGCUGUUCAAGAAGCCCCUGAAGCAACCGGGAAUCAUCAGUUAUGACGCUAAUCCCGAAGUUCCCAAGGACAACAUCAACAGCCUGGGAGGGCUGAGCAAGGAGGACAUAUGGCUGGCGGAGAACCAUCUGUUGGUGAUCAAGGGAGGUACUUAUCCGAAACAUUCGGAUAAAUUCGACAACUCUCCCUUGAUUUGGCCGGCUAUCGACAACUACACGGCGCCCAAGAGGCCUGUCAAAUUGCCGUCACAUCCUAAGGUACCGCCGCCAUUUCCUGUCCAACUCACCGAAGACGGACCACUACAAAUCCUGGGCACAAACUCUACGCGAACGCUUGAUGUCCCGCCGUCCCUAUACGCCCUACCGCCCCCCGAAGGCGGCUACGUACCGGGAACGGGACCAUACUUCCCCCAGAAUACGAAUACGGCCGACGCUGCUGCCGGGGGAGCUCAGAACGAAAAUCCUAAGAAGACUCAGGGGGAAGGGGAAAGGGGGCGACCGUUCCCCCCGUCGUCUUUGAACGGUACCUUGCCCCCCUUCUUUGCGCAUUUGCCCCCUGGCGCGGUGGCUGUGCCGCCCCCGCCCUCGAUCAACGACUUCGACGAAGACGACCCUUCGAUCUACUAUCCGCCGCCGUACAGCUUCUCGUACCCAAGUAAGGACAACUCCUCUUGGGUGCCGGCCGGUCCGCUGGUACCCGGGAUUAUCCUACCCCCACCGCCGGACUUCUUCGCGCCGGAAGAGGAGACGCCCACGACGAAGAAGACGCCCAAGAGGCCGGUAUACACUAAACGGCCCAAGGUGCAGAAGACGACGCAGCAAUCUCCGCAGAUCCAUCCCACGACCACGCCCAUACCGCCCACUUCGGUGAUUAACAUAACCCUUCGCAAACCUAUCAAGGUGGUACCGAACAGCCCGGCGGACAUCAACAACGAAUUAAAGCCUAUCGUUACAACCACGCCGGCUACCAGAUCUUCACACAGGACUACCACAAAAACAUCAGUUAACAAAAUCAAGUCGUCACGUCCACAUACCAAGAGACCGUCGGUUACCAUACUGAAACCGGUCAAGUCUGUCCAAUCGCAUAGAACGUACUACAAUCAAGCACCAUCGUCUGGUAAUCCAUUCAAAAUAUACGGUCCGCCUAGAACAACGACGAAACCCAAAAGCUCUACCCAAGUGCCACUACAACACUAUUACACUACCGCAGACGACAUCAACUCCAACGUUGUCACGGUAAUACCGGAAAGAAACACCGCGAAACCCACCAACUACUAUUACUACGAAGAAGACCCUCAGACCAACAGCGUGACAACUCCGCAGUCCAACAAAGUAGCUCACAACUUCUUCAACCUGCCUAACCAAUAUUUCGAAGCGCCGAGAAAGACACAACAGCCAAGGACCAAGUAUGUUUACGUAACGUCGAAACCAUUCAACGCCCCCAGUCCUAGAUACAACCAAGUACGGCAGAGAGGAAGACCGACCAGCUUCAAUUUGCACCUAGAGAAACUGAAGGAGCAGAUAGAGUAUUUCUCAUCGCCAAGACCGGUGUUCAGAGAGAUUCAAACGCCGAGAGCCGUAUACCAAUACAGUUUUCAGGCGUCUAAAUAUAAGCCUGCAGACCAGAACAAUUUCCGACCUUCUCAGCCUGAUACCCCAACAGAUGACGAGGAAGGUUUCAAACCCAUGCCAAGAUACAGCGUGCAGAUCCAACAAGCUGUAGAUAUUUCAACCAACCAAACUACUCCAUAUCCACCCCAAAACCCGAUAUACUUCAAGCAAAGCUUCAGGGCAACAACAGAAAAACCUUUAGAACAACAACAACAACGGUACUACACCACAGCCAAACCCAAGUUCACCUUUAAUAACGAACAGACUGGAAGAGGAAAUGUACUGAAGACCAACCCCAGCGUUCAAUACACAUCUGGAGUGGUCGACCACAAUAACGGUUACAGCGGUUACUUCUUUAAGCAGGGAAAUGGUUAUUACGAAGACUCGAACGACAAAAACAAGCAAAUAGAUUUCGGGCAACGAAUACCUAGUCAUACCACCGCAGUGCCAUCAUUGAGAUACUCCACGCAAUCUCCAAAGGUGGUGUACGUAACAGCAAGCAGUAGCCCGCCGCGUCAAGCAAAACCUAUAUCACUGGAAGGAGACACCUUGGUCAAUUACAAAAACCCCCGUCCAAAUGUGAACCCGGACGCCGAACUGAUCCCUGUGGAUACCCCUCAACGUGUCGAACACACCAAAGCUGCUAAAAACGUACGAAGGCCUUACAAUGCCAAUUUGGAAGGCGAUAGCUUGGUAAACUACGUCAACCCCCGACCGAAUAUAAAUCAGAACGAUGAACUGAUCCCUGUGGAAACCCCUCAGCGUGUCAAUUACCACAAAGCGGCCAAAUACGUGCAGAGGCCUUAUAAUUCCAACUUCCAACAGGAAGGCGACACAUUGGUCAACUACUUGAAUCCUCGGCCUGCUAUAAAUCCUGACGCUGAACUGAUUCCUGUGGACAACCCUCAACGUGUCAAAUACCACAGAGUGGCUAAUUACGUACAAAGACCCUCCACUUCUCACAAUCCCAACUUCCAACUAGAAGGUGACACACUGAUCAAUUACAUAAACCCACGCCCCAAUAUAAAUCCGGACUCCGAACUGAUCCCUGAGGCCAUCCCUCAACGUGCCAAAUACCCCAAUUACCUGCAAAGGCCUCUGCAAUCUUAUAACUCAAAUUUGAGACAAAAUUCCAACGGGGGGGCACAAUACCUAAAGGCUGUACCAAUAAGCGUACCCAACGAGGAUGCAAGAAGAGGGUCCUUCAUCUCGUAUUCAUUGCCUGGUAACAACGGGGCACAUUUUUACUUCCUGACACCUCAGCUUGCGCAGAGUACAGAUCAGGGAGCCGAUUUCUAUUACUCCCAAAGGGACAGUGAAAGGAUACGAAGGAACAAUAGGGGCGGAAACAAAAGAUGAAGAAUCGAAGAGAAAAGUGAAAAAUUCUCCAAGUGUCAUUGUAGUAGGAUAACCUCGUAGUGCGUAACAUAAUCGGUCUGUGAUUUUUAACGUUUCGCCAGGCGAAACAUGACUUUAUUUAAAGAGCCUUCAAUGGUAUGCAGGGCGAGUCUUGAAGGUGUACAUUAAAUUUAACGCAAAAAUUAUUUCAUUUGAUGAAAGACAUCUAUAGUUGAAUUUAAUGUACAACUUUAAGACUCAGCCUGUAUAUUGAAUUAAUGUUAUCUACUUAUUUAUAAAAAAUUAAUAUAGUCGACUAUAUUUACACUAGAUUAGGAUAAUAAUUUAUAUGAGAAAAAUUGAAAAUUCAAUUAAAUGUUGGUCUUGUUAAUCA